GGGAAGUAAUUGGCAGUAUUACUGCUACAAGUUGAUGUACUAACUGAUUUGUCAUUACUGACUGGGGGAAACAAACAGGUGAGAUAUGAUGAAUGCUCUGGGUUUUGCUUUUCUUUGUCUGCUCCUCUGGCCUGCGGCUACAGAGGCUCAGUUUCCUCGAGUGUGCUGCACAGUUGAGGGAAUCGUGUCCAAGCAGUGCUGCCCCGCUCUGGGCUCAGAUGCGGCCAAUGUGUGCGGUUCUCUGUUGGGGAGAGGAAGCUGCUCGGCGGUUCGAGUUGACAACAAACCGUGGGGAGGACCGUACAGACUGAGAAAUGUUGAUGACAGAGAGAGGUGGCCGACCAAAUUCUUCAAUCAGACUUGCAGAUGUACUGGUAACUUUGCAGGGUAUGACUGUGGUCAGUGUAAAUUUGGCUGGACCGGACCAAACUGUGACCAGAAGAAAGCCCCUGUGGUACGGAAGAACAUCCACUCCCUGACCCCAGAAGAGCUCCAGGAGUUUCUUGAUGUUCUGGACCUUGCUAAAACCACCACCCACCCAGACUAUGUCAUUGCCACACAGCACUGGCUGGGACUCCUGGGACCAAAUGGAACUGAGCCCCAGUUUGCCAACAUCUCCAUCUACGACUUCUUUGUCUGGCAACAUUACUACUCCGUCCGGGACACUCUCCUAGGUCCCGGUCGGCCGUUCAAAGCUAUUGAUUUCUCACACAAAGGACCAGCAUUCAUCACCUGGCACAGGUAUCACCUCCUCAGCUUGGAAAGAGAGUUACAGAGAUUGACCAGGAAUGAGAACUUUGGGAUCCCUUACUGGAACUUUGCCACGGGGCAAAAUGAGUGCGAUGUGUGUACCGACUCUCUACUGGGAGGCCGAAACCCAGACAACCCAUCCCUCGUCAGUAACCAGUCCAGAUUCUCCAGAUGGGGGGUGGUAUGUGACAGUUUGGAUGAGUACAAUCGCCUGGUGACUCUUUGUAAUGGCACCCGUGAGGGUUCCAUUCAGAGAGGGAUAAUGGAGAGAGGCAAGAUGUCUCUGCCCACCAUGACUGAUGUCAGAAGCUGUCUGGGAAUGAAAGACUUUGACAGCCCUCCGUACUUCACCAACUCCACCUUUAGUUUUAGAAAUGCUCUUGAAGGGUACGAAAAACCAGAUGGAGAGCUGGAUGAAGCGGUCAGUAACCUUCACAACCUCGUCCACUCCAUGGUCAACGGAACCAGUGCUUUGUCUCACUCUGCAGCCAACGACCCCAUCUUUUUGGUGCUCCACGCUUUCACUGAUGCCAUUUUUGACGAGUGGAUGAGAAGGUUCGUUCCAUCCAAUGCCACCUUCCCAGAUGAGAUGGCCCCCAUUGGUCACAACAGGGACUACAACAUGGUUCCCUUCUUCCCUCCGAUCACCAACGAAGAGAUAUACGUUACAUCUGAGAACCUGGGAUAUUCCUAUGCCAUUUCCAUGGAUGAUGCAGAUGGGGGGCCGGCUGUGUUUGUGCUGGGCUCCACUCUGGGGGGAGUCUUCAUCGGUCUCCUGGCGCUUCUCCUUAUCUUUGUGCUCUACCUGCGUCGACGGAGAAAUAGAGGCUUUGAACCUCUGAUAAAAGCAGACUUCACAAAUAGAAAUUACACAGAGGAAGCGUAGAUUUCGCCAGUUGUUCUGAAACACACUUCAAUACCUUAACACCUGAGAGAGAUGAGCAGCCAAUUAAAAAUGUUCUGUAUGCCCUACUGUGAUGCAAGAGGAAAAUAUGAAUCCUGUGUUUGAACUACACUUGGACUUUUUAGGUUAAAUCCAAUUUCAUAUAAGAACAAUUGUGUGAAUCAUGUAAAUUUGAUUGGAAAUAGUAAUAGACACUACCCAAUACCAAUCGAAAUUAAUGUAUAAUUUCAUUAAUUCUGUGAGCUUACAAGAGCAUAUCCUCAUUUCCAUUUUUAUGAACAUUUUAAAAUUUCUUUGUAACAGCCACUACACAUAGAAAUCUAUUGGAAUGUUUUUAAUAAAUAUUUAUUCUCAAGAACAGUAACAAAACACAAAUGCAAUCAUCUUAAUUGCACUGAAAAACAAUAAGGCAUAUUUGCUUACCUAGUUAUUCACCCCUCUUUGUUUGAAAUUCCAAACACCACCUCAUUAGGGUUUUACUUCAUAGAGAAAUGCAUUGAUUGUAAAAAAAAAAAUGGACUCAAAGCAUUUCAUGCUAAUUCUAUUUUUCAGAUAAAUUGUCUGACAGACAUCCAUUUUUUAUGUUUUAUUGCAAAAAUAUUACCAUUAAAAGUUCAAUGAUACAAAACAUAAAAAGGGUAUCCUGUAAAAUUAAUAUUAAUAAUAAAGAAUCCUUUUAAAUGACGCUUUUGACAUAUUUUCACUGUUUUUGUUCUUGCGAUAUGGAUGCAAACACUGACUUAAAUGCAAUAAAAAAAAGCUCAACAAAUACUCACUGAUAUACUGCGGAGGAAGGUUAUAACACAGGUUAAUUCCUUGGAUAUGUAAGCUUAGCUGGCCUGGUGGUUAUGGAGCCAACAGGCUCUUAGAGAACAGUGGACGGAUGUACAGGCUGGUUUUGUCCGUCCCCCUCAGCAGUGCCAGGCCUCUCACAUUCUCUGUAAGUACGCUCUACUGAGGAGCUUCACUGGAGCAUUCAGGCCUGUCCGGACUCCACAGAUUCUCAUUUCACAGGUGACUGUGGUCGGCUUCCAGCCAGUCUGUGCUGCAGACAUAACCAUUCAAGCUUUACAGAUACAUUUAGGGCCCAUUUCUUUGCAUUUCCAGUAAACACUGUGUGCUGUUUGCUACGUCUUCUCUUAAUAAUUCACUCACCUUUUAAACAAAGGUGGUAAUAUAUUCGGAGUAAUAGCAACACUUAACUUUUUACUACUCCAUGAUAGUAUUUCAGUUUUGUAGCUUUAUAAACACCACAAUGCAUAUGGCUAUUUUAUCCAAACUGUAAAAGCAGUAACAGGAUAAGCUUUUGCAGUUCAAUCACAUAUGCAAAAGUGACACCUUUUAUAUUCCUGUAUAUGCAAAUCCAGAAUUCAGGUGUAAUACUUGUAGACUAUUCUGAAGAUUCAGAAACACAUGUUAUAUGCCCCAAUUACUGUAAAUGAAUAUAAAGAUUACACUAGCAGAAUA
Molecule: messenger RNA, 3121 nt
Organism: Etheostoma cragini (Arkansas darter)
Lineage: Eukaryota; Metazoa; Chordata; Actinopteri; Perciformes; Percidae
Gene: dct
Product: dopachrome tautomerase
Exons: 11
Coding region: 86-1636 (516 amino acids)
Biological process (GO): ventricular zone neuroblast division; positive regulation of neuroblast proliferation; melanin biosynthetic process from tyrosine
Cellular component (GO): melanosome
Molecular function (GO): dopachrome isomerase activity; oxidoreductase activity
Source: RefSeq, a predicted model, not a curated record